Molecule: messenger RNA, 1504 nt
Organism: Syngnathoides biaculeatus (alligator pipefish)
Lineage: Eukaryota; Metazoa; Chordata; Actinopteri; Syngnathiformes; Syngnathidae
Product: transcription factor AP-4-like
Exons: 7
Coding region: 604-1500 (298 amino acids)
Biological process (GO): regulation of transcription by RNA polymerase II
Cellular component (GO): nucleus
Molecular function (GO): protein dimerization activity; DNA-binding transcription factor activity, RNA polymerase II-specific; RNA polymerase II cis-regulatory region sequence-specific DNA binding
Source: RefSeq, a predicted model, not a curated record
CGCCCCGCGAGACACGUUACGGGGGCUUUCGCUUCCCAAAUAUGUCAUUGAAGCACGUGAAAUCGAUACAUCGCAUUUCUAGUUGAGCACGUGGUGAUUAACGUGUUCGCCAACGUCUCGCUAGUUUAACCAAAGCUGACUACUAAACGAGCCAUUUUGUUUGACGACGUGAUAUUGUUAACAUUUUGACCUCUGUUGACCACGUUAGGAACAUGAAGGCUCGCUUUGUGGCUUUGAAGUUGGAUGUGGCUGCGGCUGUGCUGCUAACUCGCCAAGCUAACAGAAGCGUGACAAUUUUCUAAAGGCGCUCGCUCGCUUGUUUGCCUGCUCUGGGAAGCCCCGACUGGGCUUCGUCUUUACAACAGCCACACGACGUCGGGCGAACAUUGGUGGUUGCUAUGUUAUAUUUUCUUGACGGCCAACCUUCGGUUAGCUCGCCGCUCACUGUAGUUGGGGAAAAAAAAAAAAAAAGCAUUGUUCUCCGCGGUGCCCGGGGGCCUUCUGCUGCAUGCCUGCCGCCGCUGUGCUCGGCGUGGACUGGAGGAGAAAGGAGUCACAUUUCACUGGGCUUCUCGCAGCUGGCCGACGCGCCCUCCGGCGGCCAUGUUCCUGGCCAACAUCCCCUUUAGUCCAGAGACGGCCCAGGACCAGGAGAGGCGAAUCCGACGCGAAAUCGCCAAUAGCAACGAGCGGAGACGCAUGCAGAGCAUUAAUGCGGGCUUCCAGUCCCUUAAAACCCUCCUGCCUCACACAGAUGGGGAGAAACUCAGCAAGGCAGCCAUCUUGCAACAGACAGCAGAUUACAUCUUCACUCUCGAGCAGGAAAAAACGCAGCUCCUGUCGCAGAACAACCAGCUCAAACGCUUCAUACAGGAGUUCAGUGGUUCCUCGCCCAAGAGGAGGCGAGCAGAGGAGAAAGAUGAAGGGAUUGGGUCUCCUGACACUCUAGAUGAAGAGAAGGUGGAGGAGCUGAGGAGGGAAAUGCUCGAGUUGCGCCAACAGCUGGACCGAGAACGCUCUGCUCGCAUGCAGCUGGAGGAGCAGGUCCGCUCUCUGGACACCCAGGGGAACCCAGAUCAUCUCAAGGUGAUCACCCAGCAGGUGGAGGAGGAGCACGCGCAGUUCCAGAGCCAGACGUUGUUACGGCUGCAGCAGAUCCAAGCUGCGGACGGACAACCUCACAGUCCGAAGGUGAUCGCAUCAACCCACCACCCGACAGUCAUCGUGCCAGCGCCAACACUAAUCCAGCAACCCCAUCACCAUGUUACCGUGGUAACCAUGAGCUCGUCUGUCCACAACAGCACUGUCUCCACGUCGAGACAAAACUUGGACACCAUUGUGCAGGCAAUCCAUCACAUCGAGCGCACUCAGGAGAGGAGAGCAAGCGCAGAGGAGGAGCAGAGACGAGCGGUCAUUGUAAGCCCCGCCCACGUCGCGAUGGACACAGCCUGCUCGGAUACAGACACAGAUACAGAGGGAGAGGACUGUUCAAUGAACUGAUCGU